AAUCGAACAAACAUUUACGUAAAAUCAAAAUCAACGCAAUCUUAUUUUGACGUUUAGACCAAUAUUUAACAUCUGGGUCGAUAUUUAUAUUUUUUUUAUUUUUAAAAUGAAUGAUCAAUCAAAAAAGUUAAAAAAUCCCUUAUUUAGUGCUUUUGUGACUGGUGGAACGUUCGAGGAUUUUUCUCAAAAUGCUAUAUUGCUGCCAGCGAAAGAAAAACCACCUCCUCCCACUUUAAAUUUAUCCCAUGAACAAAUUUUGAACGACAUAAUUUCACCUAAACCGCCCCAACAAGAAACUGUACCAGUCAAUUCAGAAUCGGCUUUCAGUGAAUUUUCAACUAUCCCGACCGCAACACUUCAGACCCUUCCCGGAAGUUCCCUGCAAGGUGUACCGACGUGUCCUCAGGAAUUGCCGGAUAUAUCGACUCUUCAACCACAUUUGAGUUCGGCACCUCAAACAUCGCACUUAUCUUCAGUAUUUUCAUCGUUUUCCAGUAUUUUGAAUAUAGGCAGCUCGAAUAGUCAUAAAGAAGAAGCUGUGGUCCCGCCACCAGCUGGCAUAGAGACUUUCAUUACGCAGGAGAAUAGAAUUCCUGAACCCGUUCCACUUUUUUCAGCUGAUUCUACUCCGUUUUUACAGCCGAAACCUCCAACAACUACAGGUCCUUCCAAUCAGUUUAGACGAUCAGGCUUGAAACGUUUAACAUAUGCACCAGUGCCAGGCCUUUCUAGUGCUCCUCAAUCGACACAACCACUCAAUUUCGUGACUCCUCAAAACCUUCCUCCCUUACCAGUAAAUCCUCAGCCAGUGCCCCAGUACACAACUGCCAGUUUUUUUGUACCCACUACUCCAUCUCCUAAAAACUCAGUAUCAUCUAAUUCUAGUUUUGAAGUGACACAAAUUUCACAUAAUCAAUUUAAACCGAUAUCCCCUCCUCCACCUAGUUUACAGAAUAAUUAUACUAUUCCACAGCCUGUGGUUCCUGUGCCUGUUCAACCUAUAGCUACUACACAAUCUCUAUUUGUUAAUUUCAACCCGCCUAUCAGUUUGACAAAUUCUACCAAUUUGGUACAGCCUGUGUACAGUGGUGCGUUUUCAGGAAACAUUUUAAGUCCAGUCAUGGAUGCUAUUCCGCCUAACGAAUUGACUCGAGGUUCUAACUUGAAUUCUGCUAAUGUGAACACUGUGACAAGUAUGUCCAAUCCUGCCACUGUUGCUCAGGUUAAUCCCCCGGUAAAUCAGGUGUACAGGCCCGUGUAUCACCACUGGUUUUUCCAGAGAGAUUUAGAAUGUAAAAAAAGUUGGCAGCCGUUUUCUAUGGUUGAUUCCUUAGCUCUUGAGCAUGCAUUUACUUCCAACGAUUUAGAUCCAGAAAAAGUAAUCGCAACAGAUGGAGGUAGAUAUGACAUAAACAUUUUGAGGCGUCAGCGCAAUGCUGUAUACUGGAAAGCAAAUCCAUCUGAAGUCAGAAGAUGUUCUUGGUUCCAUAAAAAUACCCCUGAUGGUAGAUUAAUACCAUACGACGAAAAUGUAGCAGCAAAAUUAGAAGAUGAAUACAAAGCUGCUUUUGAAUCGAACCAGUGGCAUAGGAAAAUUGAUCUACCCGGAGGAGAAACCAUUGUGCUUCAUGGUCCAGAUGUUUUGGUACUUUUUUCACAGACGCAGGUACCAGAUGCUUGGGGCAACACAACGAAUCAGGCCCGCCCGAGAGUUGUGAAAAGAGGAAUGGAUGAAUUUGAUAUUGACGAAGGUGAAUCAUCACAUGUGGACCAUAUUUUAUUUAUGGUGCAUGGCAUUGGCUCCGUUUGUGAUCUAAAAUUCAGAACCGUUGAGGAAGUGGUUGAUGAAUUCCGUAGUAUCGCUCUCCAAUUAGUCCAGUCGCAUUACAGAUCAUCCUGCGAUACUGGAAAAGUCCACCGGGUCGAAGUGCUGCCAAUAAGUUGGCAUGAUCACUUACAUUCCGAAGAAACGGGCAUAGAUGAACAACUGAAGAGUAUCACGUUGGAGAGUAUUCCUAAAUUGAGAGGAUUUACCAAUGAUACUUUACUUGAUAUUUUGUUCUAUACGAGCCCCGUGUAUUGCCAAAAGAUCAUUACAACUGUAGGAACUGAAUUAAAUAGAGUUUACGAUUUAUUUAAGCAAAGAAAUCCCGAGUUUACGGGAGGGGUUUCUUUAGGAGGACACAGUUUAGGAAGCUUGAUAUUAUUUGAUCUGUUGGGUCAUCAGGACUCUAAACGGGAGUCAGAUAGCGAAGAGAGUGAUGAUAUUCUCUCAGAAAAACCACACCCUAAAGAUAGAAGAAUGAACAAGAGAAUCAGCUACAUGAUGGGAGCAAUAGGGACUGGCCAACCUCAAAUACACUACCCUCGACUUAAUUUCGAACCAAAAAAUUUCUUUGCUUUGGGAUCUCCCAUAGGGAUGUUUGUUAUUGUGAGAGGCCUGGAUAUUUUGGGUGAAAAUUUUUCAUUGCCUACUUGUCCUUCAUUUUUCAACAUUUUUCAUCCAUACGAUCCCAUUGCUUACAGAAUAGAGUCGUUAAUAAACCAGAAAUUCGGUCAACUAAAGCCAGUAUUAAUUCCACACCACAAAGGAAGGAAGAGAAUGCAUUUAGAAUUAAAAGAAACUAUGGCUCGAGUUGGUGCCGAUCUAAAGCAAAAAGUGGUAGAUUCUAUGAAAAACACAUGGAACUCUGUAUACCAAUUAGCGAUGUUCCACAAAGAAACUCCACCCAAUAUCGAAGAGGAAGUUUCGAAGGCGUUUAGAGAUCAAUUAGUAGAUAAAGAAGACCAUGAAACUGAACAACUUCAAGAUACAGCUGACGUACCUAUUGGUAUUCUAAAUAAUGGAAAAAGAGUUGAUUAUGUUCUUCAAGAAGCACCUUUUGAAUUCUUUAACGAGUAUAUCUUCGCUCUAACGAGUCAUGUUUGUUACUGGGAGUCUGAGGAUACCAUUUUGUUUAUGCUGAAGGAAAUAUACACUUCUAUGGGAAUGACUAGUGACAGUCAAAUUCCGCAACAAUCCAUGACUAUCGAAAGACCUUCUCAUUCACCAACAUUUUUCAAAACUGCUAAGAUUGACUCUCCUGUUGAUCCUAUUGGUGUGGAUCCCACGAAAGCUAUGCAGGUGCCUGCUAACAUCCAACCACCACCCAUGGCAGGAUUUGUCCGGAAAACAUAGUAUAUACUGUACGAGUGGUUUUAUAAACCACUUGCUUGGCGAUACGCGCCCUAUUUGCUGCACAAUACUUUCCAAUCUAAUAUAAAGAAAAAAAGAGGACUGAAAUAGAAUGGAAAGAAGUUUGUGAGAUUUGCUAUUUAUUUACUAUUUAUAAAUUUGUUUUACAAUGAGAAAUUUUUAGUCAUAGUUUAUUUCAUAUGAAAAUCUUUUAAAAAGAAAUUUAAGUGUAGCUUUUAUUUUAAAAAUCUUUAAAAGGUUAUUUUUAGCCACAUUAGUUAAAAUUGGGUCUACAAAUUUUUAAAGUCAAUUUAAUUUUUUUUAGUUUAAAAUUUGUGGAAUUUUGUAGCAAUGAGAAUGCUUUUAAUAUUAUGUUUUCUUCCGUGUACAAUAUUAAUAAUGUACAUAAUCUUAAAAUGUCAACUUGGGUGCUUUUAUCUUGUGAGAUAUUUGCCAACUAAAUAUUUUAUAAAAUUAGGUAAUGCUUGACUGUUAAUAACAUAAUAUUCGUCACUAGAUGUGUACUGACUGGGGAUCUGACAAAAUAAUGUAAUCAUUUUACAUGCCGGCAAGGCUGUGAGGUUUAAAUACAUAUUUUUCUAAAUAAGACACUUUUUAUAUUCAUAAAGUAUAAUUUGUAGAUUUUGUAUAUAUAAAUUUGACGUAUUUACAUUCCAUUUAUAAGUUUAGAAUCGUUAUUUGUUUUUUAUGUAAAUAAAAGUUUAUGGGGGUUGUGUUGAAAACUCAAAAAAUUAUUUGUGUUAAUUACUUAUACUUUUAUUGAAAUAUAUUUUAUAAUUACUAA
Molecule: messenger RNA, 3980 nt
Organism: Psylliodes chrysocephalus
Lineage: Eukaryota; Metazoa; Arthropoda; Insecta; Coleoptera; Chrysomelidae
Source: the annotation of a GenBank genome assembly